Molecule: messenger RNA, 1365 nt
Organism: Mirounga angustirostris (Northern elephant seal)
Lineage: Eukaryota; Metazoa; Chordata; Mammalia; Carnivora; Phocidae
Gene: PLGRKT
Product: plasminogen receptor with a C-terminal lysine
Exons: 6
Coding region: 632-1075 (147 amino acids)
Biological process (GO): positive regulation of plasminogen activation
Cellular component (GO): plasma membrane
Source: RefSeq, a predicted model, not a curated record
CUUUGCAGUGAGGACGCUCUCUCCGCACCGUCGCCGCCCCCGGCGCAGGGAGUGAGCGCCGGCCGGCCGGCCCGCGGGCCGAGAGCGGGGGGGGGGGGGGGGGGGCCGCGCUGCCCGCGAGGGCUCCAAGGCCCCGCGCGUGCCGGGCCGCGCUGCGCCCGCUCCUCGGGGGCACCCCCACUUGGCUCCCCUCCGGUCCCCAGCGCUGACCGGCAUCUCCAACCUCGCUUCCGAAGAGCCCGUUCUCCUCGCAAGGACGCCUGGCCCCUCCCGUCUCGAUGUAACCGAGUUGGGGAAAGUAGGCAGGGCAUUAUUAACGGAAAUAAGCGCAAGACUGCAGGAAAUACCCGAGUUACAACACUUGGGUCUACACUAGGGAAAACCUCCCGUACGUAAGCCUUGGGCUGGUUCUGGGCUGAAAUACGCGGGGGAAGUGGCCCAGUUUGAAUGGAACGUAAAAAAGACCAGAAACCGAUUUUAAUUAUGCCACCAGUCAUAAAUGUGUGGUUUCCGUUGAACAUGGAGAAGUUCUUCAUCCUGCUUGGAUUCUACCUUUAGCCCUUGGGAGCAUUCUCUAACACAUCCAAACUACCAUCCAGACCCAAGAAACCGAGGUCCACAACAGGUCAAGAUGGGGUUUAUAUUCUCAAAAUCUAUGAGUGAAAACAUGAAGAACCAACAGGAGUUUAUGCUUAUGAAUGCUCGACUCCAGCUGGAAAGGCAGCUAAUGAUGCAGAAUGAAAUGAGAGAAAGACAAAUGGCCUUGCAGAUUGCUUGGUCUCGGGAAUUCCUCAAAUAUUUUGGAACUUUUUUUGGCAUUGCAGCCAUCUCUUUAACAGCUGGAGCAAUAAGAAGGAAGAAGCCAGCCUUCCUCUUCCCUAUUAUUCCAUUAAGCUUCAUCUUCACAUACCAGUAUGACUUAGGAUAUGGAACCCUUCUACAAAGAAUGAAAGGUGAAGCUGAGAACAUACUGGAAACAGAAAAGAGUAAGUUGCAGCUGCCAAGAGGCGUGAUCACUUUUGAAAACCUUGAAGAAGCCAGAAGGAAACAGAGUAAAUUCUUUAUAGACAAAUGAAAUCAUGUUUACCCACCAAAUCUCAAAACACAAUUAUUGACUUGAAUCAUGGUUUUUACAAAUUUUUAGAUGAUUGAGAUUUUGAUAUCAUGGAUUUUAUUUUAAAAUAUUAAAAUGCAAGAUGGGUUUUGUUAAACUAUUUUAAAAUAAAAUUUAUAACAUCAACACAAAAUCAUGGAGGUAUGCUAAAUAACUUUCAUAUUUCCUAUGUAUGUGUGUAUUACAAAUAUCUAAAUGUAUAAUUAAUAAAUCAUAUUGUUUUGAAUUCCUGGAAGCAAACGUCCUGCUGC